Messenger RNA from Mercenaria mercenaria, 1781 nucleotides. RefSeq lists its product as uncharacterized. The transcript has a single exon. NCBI's taxonomy places the organism in Eukaryota, Metazoa, Mollusca, Bivalvia, Venerida, Veneridae. Bases 420 to 1781 code for a protein of 453 amino acids. The record is from RefSeq and is a predicted model, not a curated record.
UACAUGAAAACAUUAACUCUGAUGUUCUGAAAGAUAUACAUGAUGGUGAAUUAUAUAAAGAACAAAAUCUAAAUACAGAACACACAAACUCUGCACAGGAAAUUAUAAAACUUACUGCAGUUCUCAACACUGAUGGUGUAAACCUAUAUUCCUCAUCCAAAGUGGAAUUGUGGCCAGUUUUUCUUUCAAUCAACGAAUUGAGUCCCACAUUGAGAUUUUCAAGAGAGAAUAUUCUUUUGAUAGGACUAUGGCAGGGUUAGGGGAAGCCACCUUUCAAAGCAUACUUUAGAUGCAUCAGUGAAGAAAUUAACUUCCUAACUCUAAAUGGUGUAGAACUUGAAUUAGAAGGAUCUGUUCGAGUUCAUUUAUUUGUAUUAGGUGUUACUUUGGAUUUACCAGCAAAGGCUGGACUACUAAAUAUGACUUUAUACAAUGGUGCAGAGGCAUGUAUCACUUGUGAGGAGCCAGGAAGAACUGUAACUCAAGGAAGAGGACACAGUAGGUGCUACCCAUACCGUCCUUCAGUGUCUCGUUUUCCCAUACGUUCAUCAGCAAAUAUAUUGCAGUUAAUGAAUGCUGCUACUGACAGAAACAGACAGAAAGGUUUCAAAGGUGUAUCGGGUCUUGCACAUUUAUCAAAGUUUAAUUUAGUGUAUGGAACCGUUCCUGAUUAUAUGCACUGUGUUUUGCUAGGAAUUGUGAAAACUUUAAUGUGCAGAUGGUUCUCUCCAAAGGAAAGUGGAAAAGAUUACUUUGUUGGUAAAGACUUGAAGCAGAUAUCCGAUAGAUUUCUCAAGAUAAAACCGCCAUAUUUUAUUGAACGCUUGCCACGUGACCUGGAAAAACAUUAUAUGCAUUUUAAAGCAACUGAACUUCAAGCAUUUUUGCUGUUUUACUCUGUGCCUUGUCUCCAUGGUUAUCUUGCUGAAAGAUUCCUGCAGCACUUUGCACUGCUUUCAGAGGCAAUACAUAUAUUGCUUGGGGAAAACAUCACCAGAGAUUGUCUUGAAAGGUCUGAAUUUCUCCUUGAAAGGUUCUACUCUCAGUUUAGUGUAUUAUAUGGGGAAGGUUCUUGUGGACUUAAUGUACACAAUGCUUGUUUACAUAUGCCCAUGUAUGUGAGAAAACUUGGUCCACUAUGGGCCUGGAGCUGCUUUUCUUUUGAAGAUGCAAAUGCCAUGAUUUUACAGUCAGUACAUGGAACUGGAGAUGUAGUGAAACAAGCCUUGAGGAAACAAGAAAUUGCGAUGUACAUCCGUUCAUCAGAUGAAAUUAGAAAAGCUUCUCGGUCAAAACUUAAAGUUACAUAUAAAGCACAAAACUGUGAUGUUCUGGGAGCGUUGCAUAGAAUUGAGAGGAAUCUGCCUGCUUGUAUAAGAGAAUCUCUUGGUGCUGAAAAUGCAGAAAAUCUUAAGAAGAUUCAAAGAGUUAUUGUGAAUGGUGAAAAAUUUUACAGUGCUGAAUAUUCAAGGAUGAAAAGGAGAAAUUGUCAUGCUGUACUAUAUUCAGGAGACAAAUUUGGUCUGAUACAGUACUUUGUAUUAGUCCAACCCUCUAACAAGGUUUAUGCAGUUUUGAAGAAAAUCGAUUCCAAUGUUGAUUCUUGGCUUUGUACAUAUGAAGCAGCAAAGCAUUUAAAUCCAGUUGUUCUGACAAAUUCAUUCAAUGUCGUUGGCGUUGAAAGUCUUAAUACUACAUUGCUGAUUAUCGAUCUGGAAAAUGGACAAGAGGCAGUUGUUGCUAAAAUGCCGAACAGACAUGGUCAUGCUGUCAUGAAAUAA